AUGCCUCGAAACCCCCCCGGUCCACCUGUUCCGCUAAGUAGCUGGCCAUGUGCAGGUGAGAGUGCCGUGCCAGCUGGCGCAUUCAGAGAAUUCCUCAAGCCAAACAGUGGCGUCCAGCUAAGCUUCAAACGGCAGAGGCUGACAUCGUUUAGUAAUGAUACGGAGAAUAUGCCUCUGGAUAGAACGUUGUCGUUUUUGAGACGUUGGAUGGUGAUGGUGACAGCAGCAGAGAAGCAGGGCCAUCCCUUCCCAGUGACGUUUGCAUGGAAAGCAAAGGAGAAUGAUGACUAG
Prunus armeniaca (apricot) is the source of this 291-nucleotide messenger RNA. Lineage: Eukaryota; Viridiplantae; Streptophyta; Magnoliopsida; Rosales; Rosaceae. The record is from the annotation of a GenBank genome assembly.